CCCGCAUCCCGUCGUGCCCCGCGGCCCGGAAGCGGUGGCCGCCAUGGAGGAGGACGAGCCGGAGCUGGCGGCCGGGCUGGAGGCCGCCCUAGAGCUGGCCCCCUCCGUGCAGGCCGCCAUCGAGCAGGUCUUCCCCAGCCAAGAUCCACUGGACAGAGCGGAUUUCAAUGCUGUGGAGUAUAUCAAUACUCUCUUUCCCACUGAGCAAUCUUUGGCAAACAUCGAUGAAGUCGUGAACAAAAUCAGACUGAAAAUAAGGAGGCUGGAUGACAACAUUCGGACUGUGGUGAGAGGACAGACCAACGUGGGACAGGAUGGCAGGCAGGCCCUGGAAGAAGCUCAGAAAGCCAUUCAACAGCUCUUUGGUAAAAUUAAGGAUAUUAAAGACAAGGCUGAAAAAUCAGAGCAAAUGGUUAAAGAAAUCACUCGGGAUAUCAAGCAGCUGGAUCAUGCCAAGCGUCAUCUGACCACCUCCAUCACCACCCUCAAUCACCUGCACAUGCUGGCAGGGGGUGUGGAUUCCCUGGAGGCUAUGACCAGGAGGAGGCAAUAUGGGGAAGUUGCCAACCUUCUCCAAGGUGUGGUGAAUGUGUUAGAGCACUUCAACAAAUACAUGGGGAUUCCUCAGAUCCGGCAGCUUUCGGAAAGGGUGAAAGCAGCACAGAAUGAGUUGGGACAGCAGAUCCUGGCUGACUUUGAGGAAGCCUUUCCUUCUCAAGGUACAAAGAGGCCUGGUGGCCCCAGCAACGUCCUACGUGAUGCCUGUCUGGUUGCCAACGUCCUGGAUCCCAGGAUCAAACAGGAAAUCAUCAAGAAAUUCAUUAAACAACACCUCUCUGAGUACCUGGUCCUGUUCCAGGAAAACCAAGAUGUGGCCUGGCUGGACAAGAUCGACAGGCGCUACGCCUGGAUCAAGCGGCAGCUGGUGGACUACGAGGAGAAGUACGGCCGCAUGUUCCCCCCGGAGUGGUGCAUGACGGAGCGCAUCGCCGUGGAGUUCUGCCACGUCACCAGGACAGAGCUCGCUAAGAUCAUGCGCACGAGAGCUAAGGAGAUUGAGGUGAAGUUGCUUUUGUUUGCAAUCCAGAGGACAACCAACUUUGAAGGACUUCUGGCUAAACGCUUCUCAGGUUGCACUCUCGCUGAUGGGACAGUGAAAAAGCCAGAAGUGCCACUUCCUUCCACCAACCCAUUUCUGGAGGAUGAAACUGGGACAGAAACAGAUGAGAUUGUGAUUGAGAAAAGCGAUAUGGAGAAACCAAAGAAGCCAAAGGUCCCUGACAAUCCUUUCCAUGGUAUUGUUUCCAAGUGCUUUGAGCCUCACCUUUAUGUGUACAUCGAGUCCCAGGACAAAAAUCUGAGUGAGCUGAUUGACAGGUUUGUGGCCGAUUUCAAGGCUCAAGGUCCCCCCAAGCCCAACGUGGACGAGGGAGGAGCCGUCCUGCCCAGCUGUGCUGACCUCUUUGUGUACUACAAGAAGUGCAUGGUGCAGUGCUCCCAGCUCAGCACGGGUGAGCCCAUGAUAGCCCUGACCACCAUAUUCCAGAAGUACCUUCGGGAAUACGCCUGGAAAAUUCUCUCUGGAAACCUGCCCAAGACAACCAGCAGCAGUGGUGGGCUCACCAUCACUAGUUUGCUGAAAGAAAAGGAGGGCUCUGAAGUGGCAAAGUUUACUUUAGAAGAGCUCUGCCUCAUUUGCAGCAUUCUGAGUACUGCAGAGUACUGCUUGGCGACCACCCAGCAGCUGGAAGAGAAACUCAAAGAAAAAGUGGAUGCAAGUCUAGUGGAGAGAAUCAACCUGACGGGAGAGAUGGACACUUUCAGCAUUGUGAUCUCCAACAGCAUACAGCUGUUAGUGCAGGACCUGGAUGCAGCCUGUGACCCUGCCCUGACUGCUAUGAGCAAGAUGCAGUGGCAGAAUGUGGAACAUGUUGGUGACCAGAGCCCUUAUGUCACCUCAGUGAUUCUCCACAUCAAACAGAACGUUCCCAUCAUCCGUGACAACCUGGCCUCCACCAGAAAGUAUUUCACUCAGUUCUGCAUUAAAUUUGCCAACUCCUUCAUUCCCAAGUUCAUUAACCAUCUCUUCAAGUGCAAACCAAUCAGCAUGGUGGGUGCAGAACAGUUGCUGCUGGACACUCACUCUCUGAAGAUGGUUCUCCUGGAUCUGCCCUCCAUUGGGUCCCAAGUGGUGAGGAAGGCUCCUGCCAGCUACACAAAGAUAGUGGUGAAAGGCAUGACUCGGGCUGAAAUGAUUCUGAAGGUGGUCAUGGCUCCACACGAGCCACCAGUUGUGUUUGUUGACAAUUACAUCAAGCUCCUUGCUGACUGCAGCACCGACACUUUCCAGAAGAUACUGGAUAUGAAGGGCCUGAAGAGGAGUGAGCAGAGCACCAUGCUGGACCUCUUCCGCCAGCGCCUGCCGGCUCCCCCCUCCGGCGUGGAGAACAGCAGCUCCCUCUCGCUGAGCGCUCCCACCCCCGAGCAGGAGUCCUCUCGGAUACGCAAACUGGAGAAGCUCAUCAAGAAAAGGCUCUGAGUGAGCAGAAGGAAACUCUGUUGCUCAGGACUAGCUGCAGUGACUGGGAGCAGAGCUCUUUGGACUUAUGAUUUACAGUAUGCUGCUGAGAAAUCCGUGUCCCAUCGCUCCCAUGCCCUGUGAUCUCUUAACCGUCUUACACCGAGGUGCUGCAGCUGCAUUCAGACCAAGGAGAAUCUGACCAAGGUGUUUGCUUUUGUGUAUCUUAGCAGGAGUGAAACCCAGGACAUUGCUGGCUCCACGUGAUGGAGAAAAUAGGAGGUACCUGGAAGUCAGCAGCUACAGGAACAGUUUAGGUGGAUUCCAGGUGGCUGUGAUACACUUGGUGUCUCAGCCUUCAGCCUGGCUGGGCUCCUGAGGAUUUUGCCUGAGAGUUUGGUGUUGCUGCUCACUCUCAGCUGCAGAGCUGUUCCUGUUUCAUUAUUUAUUGCAGGAGAGGGGACCAACUCCAAACCAUCACCACCACCAAAAGUACCCUAACCCUUUAGCAGCUGGCCUCCAGACAUCUGCAACUCCACUGAAUUAAUGAGAUGCCCCAAAGCAGAUUUCUGCCCUGCUCCCAGGACAGGCAUGCCUAAACCACCAGUAAAGCAGUGAGGAGGAGAGGGCUGAAUUAAUGCCUUCUGCACCUUGGCAAGCCUCCUGCCAGCAAGCCAGCAGCCUCAGUCACUGUUACAGCUUGAAGGCCAAACCCUAGACAUCUGCAGAGCCCAUUCCAGCUGCUUGUUAUUUCUCUUGCAUGUGCUGGGCUCGCCCUCUGUCCCUGAAGGGAGUUCCCAUACCACAUCUCACCCUUUCUCCACAAAGGGCUGUUCAUGGAGCAAGUGUCAAACAGCACCAGCCCUUCGUUCUCACGCCAGCAGGGGUGUGCCCCUUUGGCACCUGCACUGCCCUGCAAGGAGAGUUGCUGGAAAUGCUGGCUUUAACAGCCUCAGACUUUGAGGGCAUUCCUCUCCUCCUCUUCCUCUGAGUUUCAGCUUUUACCAGUGCAGAGAGGAGAAGCAGAGGUGGAAUAUUUUGGAUAACCCACCAACUCCUGUUGGCACCCAGUCAGGGUGGGGAUGGUGGGGUGCACCCUGCCUGUUGUGUGAGCUUCAGUGCAGGGAGAUAUUGCCUCAUCAUCAGCAGUGCUGGAUUUAUUCCUAGCCUCCUCUGUACCCUUUUUGGAGGACUUCGAAGGCAGAUACCCAACCAUGAACAAUUGAAUCCUCUGUGGGUUUGGGGACAGACUGACCAGUUGUGCCUGUUUUAUCCUCACCCAAGCUUCAGUUGCCUGUGCAGGAUAAAGAAGUCCUGUACCAGUUUGGUGAGUGAGGAGCAAUCAUGCUGUCAGAUGCCUUCCUGGGAGGGUCAUGCUCCCCACCCCAUCAAGUUUGGGCCUUAGGACUAUGUUUACUGGGGGCUGUGCUCACGAGGGAUUGUCAUGCUCACUGCUGCACAGCAGGGAGAAGAGGAUCAGACAUGCUGCAGGAAAAUGAGGUCCAUCCACCGAAACCCAGAGCUUUACUGGGAUCAGGGAGCAAGGAGGUGAAAUGAGGAAUUCCCUGAGUGAGGCAGAACCUGGGCUCACACUGCCUCUGCCUGCUGUUGCUUCAGCACUGUCCUCUCUUGGGCACAGGCUGCUCCCUUUCCCCCUUCUCAAACUUACAGCUGUGGGAGGGCAGACUUGGUGCCUGGUUGGUAAAAUCCUGUCCUCCCUUCCGAGAGCUGCCAGCUGAGCCUGCACUUGAGCAGGCAGGAGUUGAUCACAGGGUUUGAGCAGGAAGAAUGAAUCCACAGAGAUGAAAUCCUUACUGGUCAGGUUUCCAACACUGGGUGCAUUUUCAGGGCUGCCCAGGCUUGGGCCCAUGGUGUGCAGGUGCUCAGCUGCAGAGAGCUGUGGUGGUGAUGUCCGUCACAGAGCAGCGUUGACAAUGCUUGUGGGGAGGAUUGACGAUUUGUAGUCACUCCAGAUUUACAAAUCUCCCUGAGUCUGCUGCUGCUUCAUUUAUUUCCUCUCCUAAUUUCACCUCAGGUGGCCAGAGAAGGAGCAGUGGCUGAAAGCACAUCAGGGUUACGAGCGGCCGUUCCCCGAGGACAGGUUAUCUCGGGGGUGCAGGAUGGUUCACAGGUUAUCAAAUGCAGUAGCCAGGGAGGGGGCAGCACGGGUUUGCAGAGAUUCAUUAUUCCCGUGGAGGGAUGGAUAAUUUAUUUGAGAUUAAUUUUCCUUCGCUUUGUCUAUGGAUGACUCUAACUAAAUUAUGAAUAGCUGAAGCUGAAGUUACUGUUGCGUGUCUUUCCCUGAAGGCUUCCCCCUUUUCGUUCUCCACAUCUCAUCCUGGAGAGAAGAGGAAAUAAAAGGAAAAUGAGGUUUUAGUUUCAGCCCUUGAAGAAUGCUACAGGUCUGGGUGUUGGCAGUUCUGCUUUUAGAGAGAGCAAGGCUGCAUUUUUCUACUUUCAGUAUCAGGGGCUCGUCCCCUCGGCACUUAGAUACUUCUCACAUUUGGUACCUCUGUAAGCAGAAGUCAACCCUUUGGGGUUUGCAUCUCCAGGGAUUAAAGGAUGAUAGUUUUUGUUUUCUGUAUAAAAUGCUACUCUUAAAGGUUUUCAUCCGAGGUAUAAUUCUGGCUGUCUGUCGGAGUGUGACACUAAAGUGAAUUAAAUGGU
Dryobates pubescens (Downy woodpecker) is the source of this 5185-nucleotide messenger RNA. RefSeq names its product VPS53 subunit of GARP complex (gene VPS53). The record is from RefSeq and is a predicted model, not a curated record. Bases 44 to 2539 code for a protein of 831 amino acids. Lineage: Eukaryota; Metazoa; Chordata; Aves; Piciformes; Picidae. Gene Ontology annotation, biological process: retrograde transport, endosome to Golgi. The transcript has 22 exons. Gene Ontology annotation, cellular component: GARP complex.